Molecule: messenger RNA, 2785 nt
Organism: Cladocopium goreaui
Lineage: Eukaryota; Dinophyceae; Suessiales; Symbiodiniaceae
Source: the annotation of a GenBank genome assembly
GAGCCUGUACCUGGGCUACCGCUUUUGAGCGACCCUAGGGCGCCCCGGACCCACAGGGACGCGGACAAUAACGCGGACAUGAUGCCCAGCCACGCGGGCGCUGGGGCAAACGCUGACGCGAUGUCUCUGUUCUUGUGGGAAGAAUCCCGCUUGCAAAGCAAUGGUGUUGCUACGACAUACGUGGUUUCCUUGAAGGCGAAGAAGGAUUACGUGUGCCGACGGCAGAACCAGAAGGAAGCUCAGGGUGUCCUUGCAAAGUGUCAGCAGUCGGGCCUUACAACGCUCGCUGAGCUGAAGAAGUUUGUGAAGACACUCAGAAAGGAGGACAUCCUUGCAGAGCCAGCUGUGGAUGUGGCUGCCUUGUUCUCCGAAGCUUCCAAUGUAGCAUCGUCUCCAGGUCCUGUUGCGCAGAACCAAGUGAAGGAGCCGGUGGCCACCCAGGAAGCUGCGGAAUGCCAUGUGGCUGCGGCUGAGGAUGCCGUGCCUUUGGUGGCUCCACCUGCAGUGCCAGCAGCUGUGACAGAACAGAAGGAUUCAGCAGCUGAGGGUGAGGCUGCAGUUGUUGAAGCCCCAGACAAGAACGACACCGAGACGUCCGAGCAAUUGGCUGAGGGUGAGGCUGCAGCUGUUGAAACCCCGGACAAGAAAGACACCAAGAUGCCUGCAACGACACCGUCUUUUGAGAAGCAAGUGUGGGGCAGAAGCCCCGUGAAGAGGCGCAAGAUCAGUGAUGUUGAUGCAGAGAAGCUGGCCAUCAAGCCCAGGCCUGGCAAUCCUUUCCGGUUGUUGCAUGAGAAGCAGGACCGUUGCUCCAUGUGUGACUUGGAGACGGAACCCACAGACAUGCCACCUCCCAGGGAGAAAGUUUGCAAGAGCGGCCGCAAGAUGAAGGUUACCAUGUCGCACCAUGGAGCCCGGUGCCACUUCUGCCAUACGAAGUUGCAGUUCUUUGCCCGGAAGUAUGGUGUGAAAUCGAGAUCAUCCACAGCUUACACUGAGCUCCAGUUGGGGCACAUCAAGGCCGAGAGCGUGGCUUGGCGCAAGGUAGCCUUUGCAGAGGUUCGGAAUAAGCUCGGCUCUGACGGCCUUGUUAGCUGUGUAGCACGGGCACUAUCCGAAGAGGAGCGCGCAAAUUUUCAAUCCCCUGCAACUCUUGAACGUUUUGCAUCUUCACUAGUUGAGUGCAGCAAGGGCGUCGAUGCUGCUGAAGAGAUUGUUGUCCAAGCCGCGCAGGAGCACAUUGGAAGCUGGCGCAAAUCCAGGAAAUUGCUUCCAGUGCCUGGACAGAAGCUUUGGCACCGUGUACGGAAACAUAUGCCCAAGCAUGCGCCUGGUCGCAAAACCAAAGUUCAUUCGAAAGACAUCCGGAUGCAAGUGCGUGUCUACCUGCUUGAGAAUGCCACUACAUCUGCGAAGCUCAUGAAAUGUGACGGCUCUAUCGAACCUGUGUACAACUUGAACAUGUCUAAGCGGAAGCUUUGGCACCGCAGUGUGGCAAUGCAGAGCCUCCUGUCGAGGCCAGCUUGGUACAAGCACAUGGCUGCCCAUCACAAGAACUUUGUUCGUUUGAAAACGCGCACAGAUGUAUGCUGCUUCUGUCACAAGUAUGACAAGGUAUUACUUCCUGCAUUGCGCAAAGAUCUCGAUGCUGUCCGUGGAGGUGUGCAAUCUGUGCAGAAUGAUUAUUUUGCAGCGAUGGACUCUCAUUGGGAAGCCAUGAAAGCAGCUGGCCGCACGGACCCUGACGAUCAGUUGUCUUUGCAAUAUGUUAAAUUCAUGAAGCUCUUCAUGGACAAGACGUCGUCUGUCCGGUACAGAACGGCAGCUGCCCCAGGAACUGUUCGUGGCCGACAAGAUCUGAAAGAGGCAGAGGCGAGUGGAGCCACAACCUUGCGGAAGUAUAUUGAUAUUUUGGAAUGCUGCGCUCAUCACUUUGCCGGUGUUCGGCGACAGCAUGAAAGAAGAGAGCAGCGAGAAAACAAUUUGCCUCCCAAUCUAUUGGUUGUACAAUUGGACUACAUGGAGAACAUGACGUGGCCGCUGGGACCAGAGGAGGCCCAGGACUGGUUCUGGGCAACAAGCCGAGAGUCCAUGACAACGCUCGGCUUCUACGUGUCUUUCUGGCGCAAUGGAACAAUUUGUUCCAGAAUCUUUAUUGUCCUGCUGCCACAGAGCUUGAGAUAUGGGCAGCAUUGGGUAUCGCAGUUUGCACGUACGAAGAACAUUGAGUGUCUCGCUGAUAUGCACGCUGCAAUUGAAGCUGGUGCUGCUGGAACUAUGUCUCUGGACCCUCCUCCACUUGGUCCAGCCUACUAUGUGAAAUCUUUCAAGCCAAGUCCAAAGACACACAUCUUCAAGUUAGACACUUCCCUUUGUGACAUGCAAAUUGAGUACACACAUUGCAUUUUCUUUGAUCGUGCUUCUGAUGGCCACGUCCGUGGAUGGAAUUUCUGGUACAGUGAUCGCGUGGACAAACGCACGCUUGGAUCUAGCAUUGGCAAGCUGAAGGCGAUCAAAGUUCCUUGCAAAGAAGAUUGGAGGUUGUCCUACCGGGCGACCCAACCCGAAAAGAACCCUUUGAAUGUUGACUUGUUGAAACGCCGAAUGGCCAAGCAAAGUGCCUUUAUUGACUCUAGCGGCGCAAGCCGUCGAACAAAUUUUAUGCAAGCUUUGUUGCGCCGAGAGAAGCAGGGGGCAAAGCAGAAAGCAAAGUAUCUCCGGCAGAAAAGAGCUCUGGGAAUCAAUUUAAAAGAAGGCCAAGAUUCAAGCGACAGCGAGAGUGAAA